AUACUACACACACACUGACAUACACUCACUUUUAGAAGUCGGAUAAGUUUCCUGCAAAAAUGACCGAUGCAGCUGGAGACAAUAUGCAAUUAGAUGAAAUUGAUACUAACUUAGACUUUGCGGCUCCGGAAAAACAAGAAGCUCGUGCAUAUCUGCGCGAACGAUUUCUGCGAGUGAUUACUGGAAUUGUUGGUAAGAAAGCAGAGUUUUAUUUAUAUGAAAACACUCGAGUUUCUGCCGAAUUUCGAGGCUGUGAUAUAGACUGCUUGGAAGUCUAUGUACGUAAUCUGGAAACACCAUUAGGAAAUAUUCCACAAGCAGUUUUGAGAGCAAAUGACAUUAUUUAUAUGGAUGUGAAAGACAUUAACACUGUACAAUGAUGUAUUCAAUCAUAGGUAGAAAAGAAGAAUUUUAUUUACAUGAAAAUGCUCGUGCUUGUGUUGAGUAUCGAAAUUAUGACAUAGACCGCUUAGGAGUCUAUAUACGUAAUUUCAGAAUAAAAGUAGAAAAAAUUC
This is a messenger RNA of Megalopta genalis, 515 nucleotides long. Lineage: Eukaryota; Metazoa; Arthropoda; Insecta; Hymenoptera; Halictidae. The record is from RefSeq and is a predicted model, not a curated record.